Messenger RNA from Sorghum bicolor (sorghum), 861 nucleotides. RefSeq names its product glycine-rich protein DOT1. The transcript is spliced from 2 exons. NCBI's taxonomy places the organism in Eukaryota, Viridiplantae, Streptophyta, Magnoliopsida, Poales, Poaceae. The record is from RefSeq and is a predicted model, not a curated record. Bases 93 to 692 code for a protein of 199 amino acids.
UUUCCGCGCAUCCAAAACUGCCGCCCAUCCCAUUCUCGACGCCGACGGAAUCAAGGCUGCCCGCGCGGUCGUGGAGGGGAUUCACGGCCCCCAUGAGCGGCGAGGGAACCGACGGCGGUGGUGGCGGCGCCAGCCACGGGGCCGAGGACCCCGGGGCAACGGAAGGACCGCGCGCCGCAAAGGCACCUCUGAGAUGUCCAGCGGGCACCGGCGGCGGAGCGGGAGGCCAGGGCGUUGCAGAUGACGUCAGCAGCCAAGGAGGCGGUGGGUUUCCGGUCGCUCACGCAGGCCGAAGCGGCGGAGACGGCGUUCCAGGCGGCAAAGGCGUCGAGGACGAUGUGGGGACCGGAGGCCCGGGUACGGGCGCCUCUGGAUGCCCUGGGGGCGGCGCCGGUGGUCCAGGCGGUCAAGGUGUCGAGGACGGCGGGGCGAGCGCAUGCCUCCUGAGAGGAGGGACGUCGGUUUUGGUGGAGAGGACCAGCUCAGUCCAACAGCCGGGUGGGGACGAUGUCACCGGAAACCCGACUAGCGGCGCAGCCCCAGCGGCACCCCAUGGCGGACGGAGCCAGGAGGAGCAAGCUUUCACCGGCAGCGGAAGACUGAAAGGCAAUGUGUAUUCUCGGGGUCAGAACAACAAGCAGAAAAGAACUGUAGUGCGCGAGAAGCAACCCGCAACCCACAAAACAGCCUGAGUCGAGCUCCAACGAUGACGACGACUUUGUCCUUGUCCCGUGCAAGACCGCUGCUACACCACGUCGUCAACCGCAAACAGCUUCUCCGCCGACUGGACGACACACUCGCCUGUCUGCUCGGCGGUUUCAGGAAACGAAUAAUGCGCAGGCCCUAGGGAAGCGAGGAGUA